CGGGUGGCGGCGGCGGGGGGGCGGCGGGGCCGGGCUCGCUCGGAGCGCGGAGGGGCCGCGGCAGGCGGAUCCCCCUGGACUCAGCUCUGUCCCCGCAGAUCCAGCGCCCGCCCAGCUCGGGGGGUCCCGGCUUUGGGGGGGGGCCCGGCCCUGUGUCCCCCCCCUUUCUGCCCCAGUGGCCCCCCUGGCAGGAGGAAGAAGAGGAGGAGGAGGAGGAGGAGGAGGAGGAGGAGAAGGAAUGGCGGCACCGUGGCGGGUACUGGAGCCCGCCCAAAAAUCCAUAAAAAUUUACUGAUCCCACCUUUUCUUACCCCAAACGAGCUUUACCUGGGCAAGAAGUAAGGCCAAAGGCUCCCACAGCAUGGCUCAGGCGAGCCUCCUGGCCUGCGAGGGGCUCUCGGGCGUCUGCCUCGUCCCCACCGUCGCCAGCAAGAAGAUGAUGCCCAAAUCCGGCGGGAAGCAGGACGGGAGCCGGGAACGGGGCUCCAGCCCCGACCUCCUGUCCCUCCGCCAGGACCCCGACAAGCCCCGUGCCCGCAAGGACGACGAUGCUCCCGAGGCCUCCAACCCCAAGAAAUCCAUGAAAAAGCGCCGCAAGCGGGUUCCCAGCGCCGAGGGACCCCCGAGCUCCUCCCGCCGAGGAUCCCAGAUGGUGGUGAUUGAGCAAAACGGCUCCUUCCAGCUCAAGAACUUCAUCUGCGACCACUGUUUCGGCGCCUUCCGGAGCAGUUACCACCUCAAACGGCACAUCCUCAUCCACACCGGGGAGAAGCCGUUCGAGUGCGACAUGUGCGACAUGCGCUUCAUCCAGAAGUACCACCUGGAGCGGCACAAGCGGGUGCACAGCGGGGAGAAGCCGUACCAGUGCGAGCGCUGCAUGCAGAGCUUCUCCCGCACGGACCGGCUGCUCCGACACAAGCGCAUGUGCCAAGGCUGCCAGACCAAGACCCCUCCCGACUCCCAGCUCCUGCUGUGAAAAUCUGGGAAUACCGGGAAGUUCGGGGGUGUGGGAGGGGGGUGUUUCCUCCUGCACGCCCCACAUCACCGUGCUCUGCCUCACCUGGAUUUCUCACCCCCUCUAAGGAUGGGGAAGAGCCCGAACGCUGCAAGCGUGAAAAAACUUGGAUCGUUCCUGCCCUCCGGCCUAAAAACUUGGAUGAUGAUCCCAAAAAUCCUCCUGGAAUCUUCAAGUGCCCCUCUCCCCCACCACCAUCGUUAUACCCCUGAAUCCACCCCUUCCCCUCUUAGGAAAGACUGGGAGCCCCCACACUGCCCAAAAUCCCGGCGGAUCCGGGAUACCUCUGCACAGGUAGGAGGGUCCUGCUGGGAACAGCAGCAUCAGCCCCUCUCAGAGAAAAGGAGGGAAACUGAAGACGUUGAGGGUGCUUCAGCUUGGGGGGUGGGUGCACCCCCAGCUUCUUUUUGGAAAAUAGGAAACAAAAAAUGAAUUUGGGGCCCCCCCUGAGCGGCAUAUCCUGUGGGACACUCAUCAGCACUUCCCAUUUCCUCUGGAAAUCCUUCAGAUUCUGGGGGUUUCUCAUACGUCCAUGCGGUUUUGGGGUGCUGCCUAUGUCCCCCCAUGCUGGGAGGUCUGUGCCCUGGGUGGGGGGAAGAGGGGCCCCCCAGUUUCCUGGAAAACCCUGUUCCAAGGGAAAGGAAAAUGCCUGAAUCAGGGGCAAGGGUCGGGGGGGUGGUUAGUGUGGGGCAGGAGCAGCCACAAGCUCCCAAAAACCGCAAGGGGGGCCCCUGUUCCCCCCACCCCUUCGUUUUGGGGGUGUCCCUGCCCCCCCCAUCACAGACUGCUCUAAGGGGCAAGAGAGAUUGUGCCCAUUUUUGUGCCCUGAGCCCCCUUUCUGGGCCUGCAGGAGUUUUGGGGGUGGGCCCAAAUAUUGGAGACCUCCCCCAAUGACACUUCAAGAAGGACAUUGGCUCUGCUGAGCCCAUUCCCCCAAAUUUGUGGGGCCUGGGGGGGGCAGUUUGGGGGCUCCAGAAGAGGUUGGGGUGCUGGGGGGGGGGGGGUGGGGGGGUUCUGGGGAGGGGGUGGGAUUUGGGGCACUCCAGGGCCCCCCACCUGUGAGGGCUCUCACCCCCCUCACACCCCCCCAGGCUUUGUUUUUGGGGUGAUUUGUUGGGAUUUAGGGUUUAAUACAGUUAUUUUGCUAUGGGGAGGGGAGGGCAGCGGGGUGCAGCCCUGGGGGGGCGGGGGGGGGGUCACUUUUAAACUGUAGUUUUUUCUAAGGGUCCCCAAAUUUUUUGUCCCCCCUUCCCACUGUGUCCCCUGCCCCCACUGUGUGUCCUCCCCCCUUCCUUUAGGGCUUAUUUAAAUAAAAAUUUGGGUUUUUGCUUU
Oenanthe melanoleuca is the source of this 2347-nucleotide messenger RNA. It is a transcript of the gene ZNF740, whose product is annotated as zinc finger protein 740. Gene Ontology annotation, biological process: regulation of transcription by RNA polymerase II. Gene Ontology annotation, molecular function: DNA-binding transcription factor activity, RNA polymerase II-specific; RNA polymerase II cis-regulatory region sequence-specific DNA binding. Bases 362 to 976 code for a protein of 204 amino acids. Gene Ontology annotation, cellular component: nucleus. The transcript is spliced from 8 exons. Lineage: Eukaryota; Metazoa; Chordata; Aves; Passeriformes; Muscicapidae. The record is from RefSeq and is a predicted model, not a curated record.